Messenger RNA from Triticum turgidum subsp. durum (durum wheat), 1179 nucleotides. Lineage: Eukaryota; Viridiplantae; Streptophyta; Magnoliopsida; Poales; Poaceae. The record is from the annotation of a GenBank genome assembly.
AUGCAAAGCUCGAGCAAAUUGUCUGGCCCCUUUGUUUCUACUCCCUCUGGUGUGUCGGGGCUCCAAGGUUGGACUGACAUUCCAGUUGACCUGUUGCAUUCCAUCGUUCCUCUGUUGCGAUCAUAUGUCGACCUAUUUGUGUUUGUUAGCACAUGUCGUUCUUGGCGUGUUGCUUUCUUGUCAUACCCAUCCAAAUCAACCUUAUGCACGGUACUCCCGCCUCUCCUUGUCCAACCCAAUUUCCUUGACCUGUCUUGCCAUCUCCCUUCUAGCAAUGGUCGCCAUGAGCUACGCAAUUGUAAGCUCAUCGAUCUAGCCAAGCAGAACAUAUCCCAUUGCUGCCAGAUUCCUCGAAAGACUUUUGAGAACAUGUGGUUUGUUGGCUCUUCCUAUGGGCAUCUCAUCUGCUGCCUCAAAGGGAAUUUAUUUAUUGUUGAUGUGUUCACUGGUGUCGAAUUUUCACCUCCCUCUCUUCCAUUGAGUUGCGACUUUGACUUCUACUACUAUGGCACUCUGACAGCGCGCCCUGCAUCACCAAACUGCCAUCUACUUGUCAGCACCCAUCACUCCCUGUUUGAUUGGCCCAUUGGAAGUGACUCUUGGUCUCAACUCAACCUUCCCUAUUCACGCAUAGAUCAGAUUGUGGAAUUCACCGGUCAGUUCAUCGCACUGGAUUGCCAUUGGAGGAUCCACAUUCUGAAGUUGGCUCCCCAGCUUGGUCUGGAGCAGAUAACAACCAGCAGGUUUUUCGACGGCAUGGCCAAAUGCCCACAAAGCCGAUGGCUAGUAGUAUGUGGUGACAUGCUUCUCAUCGUUGGCCAUUACGAGAGCUUGAUGUCAUCUAAAGCACCAGUCCUAUAUAAACCAUACCGUCUUGAUAUGUCGACCAGACCUGCAAAAUGGGUGGAGGUGAAGAAGCUGGACAACUGGGCACUCUUUGUAGGGCGUGAUUUCAGGAGCCCGUCGUUUUCUUGCUCAAGCCCGGAACAAUGGGGAGGGUGGAGUAACCGGCUAUACUACGCCCAUAACUUUCAGCCUUUGACCAUACAUGGGUUGGGUGACGAUGCAGAGGCUGUGUGGGAUCCUUCCAAUGACCCCAAUCUUUUCUAUGGGAGGAAGAGGUACAAGAAGGUGCAGGCCUUCUGGGUGUAUCCGAGCAUGUUCAGUUCCGAUGGCUAG